GACCAAUGGGAGGGCGCCGGGGAGGGAGUGAGGGAUAGCCGUCCCCGGUGCAGGAAGACGCAGUGAGCAGUACGGAGAAGUGAAGCGGACGCGAUGGCCGACGUGAAGUACUACACCCUAGACGAGAUCCAGAAACACAACAACAGCAAGAGCACCUGGAUCAUCAUCCACCACAAGGUGUACGAUGUCACCAAGUUCCUGGAGGAGCAUCCUGGUGGGGAAGAAGUUCUCCGAGAACAAGCUGGAGGGGAUGCAACAGAGACAUUUGAAGACAUCGGCCACUCUACAGAUGCCAGAAACAUGUCAAAAGAUUUUAUAAUAGGAGAACUUCAUCCAGAUGAUCGAUCAAAAAUCCAGAAACCAACGGAAACCUUUAUUACCACAACGGAGUCUGAUUCAAGUUGGUUGAGUAACUGGAUCAUCCCAGCAAUAUCAGCUAUAAUUGUCGCUCUGAUGUAUCGUUUCUAUAUGGCAGAAGAGUAGACGCCAUCCACAGGAUUUCUCAAACCGAUUCCUAUCCAGACCUCGAAGUGUAUAGGAAGAGCUCUAUCAAUCAACACUGGCUGGGCAGGGAGAAGCUCCCAGGAACUGCCCUGCUUCCUUGCAGCCCUUUUCAUAGCCAAUUUUUUAAUAUAUGCGUUUUCACAAUUAAUUCUACACCAUCAUAAGUUGUAUUCUUGAUUUUUGUAAUUUAAGUUUUUAUGUGCCAUUGCUAAAAAGUGCUGAAUAAAAUUGUGAAAAGGUCCAUUUAAUCAAAAAAUUUAAGAACUUGUCCUUAAGUUUACAAAGUACCAUGCAGAUUGUACCCAUGGAGGAAUAUGAAGAGAAAAGGGCAAGUACUUAAAUUGGACUUAAUAAAGCAAAAAUGUUUUUAAACUGUUUUGUCUUCUCUUGAUGAUCACAUUUAGGCUUAGUUCACACUUGCCUAGUUUCAUGUGCAACACAGCUAUGCUGUCAAGUUUCUGAUGUCAUUUUAGUGUUUUUCAUUUUUUUUUAUUUUAUUGUUUUUAAACUUAUCUGGGUCCCACCGGGGGAAUUUUUUUUUUUUUCCAAAUCAACUGUUGCCAGAAAAAUAUACAGAUCUCUGCUCUGGCCGGCCAGUGAUGUGAAUAGAAGUUCACAUCACUCAUUCAUAUUUUCUCAUAUUCCCCAGAGCCAGAGUGGGGAUUGGUCGGAUAUUGGCAGCUAAUCCCCGCUCUCAGCGGAAAAUAUGAGUGAGUGAGUGAGUGAGUGGCUGGCUGGAGUACAGAGCAGAGUUGUGAGUGCAAGAGAAAGCCGCUUCGCAUCUCAGGAAUGAAGGAUGAUCGCAGUGGGUGUUAGGAGUGACACCUAUGGUGAUCUGUCAUUAACUGCAGGUACUAAUGCUCCCAACAUGGAGCACAUUCUCCUGCCCGCCUGCAUCUAUACAUUAUACAGGAGGAUCGCAACAGGUGUCAGUGUGUUACAUGCUGGGAGUAGUAGUACUACCUAAAAAAAAAAAAUGUAAAAAUUAAAGAAAAAAAAAAGUUAAAAACACACACUACAUUUGUAUUAUUGUCUGCUUCAUUUUUAGUCCCCUGUCUGCACACGUAAAUUGAUCCCUGUUUAAAAAUUAAUAAAAAUGUUAAAUACUA
This is a messenger RNA of Hyla sarda, 1613 nucleotides long. RefSeq names its product cytochrome b5. NCBI's taxonomy places the organism in Eukaryota, Metazoa, Chordata, Amphibia, Anura, Hylidae. Gene Ontology annotation, molecular function: heme binding. The coding region runs from base 94 to 483 and encodes 129 amino acids. Gene Ontology annotation, cellular component: mitochondrial outer membrane; intracellular membrane-bounded organelle. The record is from RefSeq and is a predicted model, not a curated record. The transcript has 6 exons.